Pomacea canaliculata is the source of this 539-nucleotide messenger RNA. RefSeq names its product peptidyl-prolyl cis-trans isomerase NIMA-interacting 4-like. The record is from RefSeq and is a predicted model, not a curated record. NCBI's taxonomy places the organism in Eukaryota, Metazoa, Mollusca, Gastropoda, Architaenioglossa, Ampullariidae. The transcript has 3 exons. Gene Ontology annotation, biological process: rRNA processing. Gene Ontology annotation, molecular function: DNA binding; peptidyl-prolyl cis-trans isomerase activity. Bases 98 to 502 code for a protein of 134 amino acids.
CGUAAUGACCUACUUUACCACGAUGUUGGCUUUUCCGGAGUAAGGCUACGUGCUCACAACUCAAUCAAUUGCAAAUUAUUGACAUUCAUUCCUCGUAAUGCCUCCAAAAAACAAGGGUGUAGGUGCAAAAGGUAGCGGAGCCGCUAAAAGCGGCGGAAAAGGAAAAGGAUCAGAAGGAGAAAGCGAUUCAGGAAAGCAGGCAAAGGGAGGAACUGCUGUCAAGGUCAGGCACAUUUUAUGUGAAAAACAGUCCAAAGCACUUGAAGCAAUAGAAAAGCUUAAGAGUGGAAUGAAAUUUAAUGAUGUGGCAUCACAGUACAGUGAAGACAAAGCACGAUCAGGAGGUGACCUGGGAUGGAUGACACGUGGCAGCAUGGUUGGACCUUUCCAAGAUGCUGCUUUUCAGCUGCCCAAUAGUACAGUGGACAAACCAAUAUACACAGAUCCACCUGUUAAAACAGUCCAUGGUUAUCAUGUCAUUAUGGUUGAAGGGAAGAAAUGAGUUUUUCAGAUUCCAAUAAAGUUUUUUUUUCCUUUCA